Messenger RNA from Mytilus trossulus (common blue mussel), 1093 nucleotides. Its product is annotated as probable methyltransferase-like protein 24. The record is from RefSeq and is a predicted model, not a curated record. The coding region runs from base 44 to 955 and encodes 303 amino acids. The transcript is spliced from 6 exons. Lineage: Eukaryota; Metazoa; Mollusca; Bivalvia; Mytilida; Mytilidae.
UUAACCUCCGCCAAAUAGGACCGAAAUAUAUCCAAUCUCUACUAUGUUUCAACAAGUGAUCAACAAAAUGUUUAAAAACAACAAUUUUAUUCCAAUACUUUUGUUCUUUGCUGUAAUAAUAUUGUUGAAAUAUCAGAACUACAUAUCAAUGACGGAAAUUAGGAAUUUAAUAAAAUGUGUUAAAUCCGGAAAAAGGGUGACAAUAUCAAAACCAAACUCGUUAGAUUCCACCAAUCAACAGGAUAAAGCAUUUGAAGAAUUGACAACAGAGUUACGUCAAGUAGGUGGCAUCGAAUAUAAAUGUCCAAAUUUAAUCAAUCGAGGAAACUGGCAUGAUUGUAAUUCCUCUCCAUUUAUAGCCAGGAAACAAUGUCUGGUGUAUUCCUUUGGAAUAAAUUACGAUUUCCGAUUUGAUGACGCUAUGGCUCGCGUAGGCUGUGAAGUUCAUUCAUUUGACCCAAGCAUGGGAAAUACAACAAAACAUAUUCGAAAAUCAGAAGUUCAUUUUCAUCCAAUUGGUAUAGGCGGGAAAUCUAAUGAUGCUAUUAUUCCGAGAAUGGAUCAGUAUACGAAAAAACAUCCAAAGAAGACGUGGAAAGUACGAACACUGCGUCAGAUAAUGGAAUCGUUAGGCCAUGAGGAUAGAAUUUUGGAUAUCUUAAAGAUAGACAUAGAGACGUAUGAAUGGGAAGUCCUUCAAAAUAUCCUGAGUGAUAAUCUUACAUCAAGAAUUCGGCAACUAGAGUUAGAGUUCCAUAUAUUCCCAAAUACUGCUGACGUAAGCAACUAUGUGGAAUUGCUACAGAUUUAUCGUUCUUUAAAAAAGGCUGGAUUUUCGCGGUACACCUGUACGGUUUACCGGUUUGACAACACAAAAAAGGUACUACAAGCAGAAUGUGGAUUGGUAAACUUUAAAUUUGAUUUCUACAAAUACCCUUUGAAACAUGUCGUAUAAAUAUUGAAUCAAUAAACAUUUUCCAAAUGUCAAUUAUUUUUUAAUGUUUUAUAAAUUUGGACAAAAAAAUAUUGAUUGUUUUCUUAAUUGAAAGUUUAUGGUUUUCAAUUUGUUCUUCAAAUUGUUUCAAUUGUAUAA